Closterium sp. NIES-65 is the source of this 1194-nucleotide messenger RNA. Lineage: Eukaryota; Viridiplantae; Streptophyta; Zygnematophyceae; Desmidiales; Closteriaceae. The record is from the annotation of a GenBank genome assembly.
AUGAAGGAAACACAAACAGGCCCUUCAAUCACAACCCCAUCCCCUCAUAAUGCCCUCAAAGUGGAGGCACCCACUCCUCUCCCCGCAAAAACCUCCUCUUCCUCCUCCUUCUCCCCCCUCCAGAACUCCACCUCCCCUCUUCCGUUCCUCCCUCACGUUGACCGUUUUCUCCUCCCCCGCCACUUCUACUUCCUCCGAAUCGUCCAAUCCUUUGGUCCGGAAGGCCUCCAUGCCUCCCUGCUGCAGCACCUGCUCGCUGCCGCCCUCCUCCCGGACCUGACGGGGGAUGCCCGAACCUGUGGGUCAGGCUCGGAGAGUCCGGGUGCUGGCCCGGGUUCUGCCUCGGCAGCGGGAUCUGGUGUGGGUGGAGCAGUGGGGGCAGGAUUGGAGGGGUCUGGUGUGGCGACGGGAGGGGAGGAGGGACGGGGAGGUGAGAGAGAGGGAGCGGGAGGAGGAGGCGGAAUGGGAGAGGCAAGGGAACGGGGUGAUUGGGAGAGAGAACUAAUCGAGACACUGCUAAACCGGAGCUUGCUGCUGGACAUCAACACGACCAGCCUGGCAGGCGGCAGGGUGGAGUUUGAGCACGUGUGGGACAAGGCAACCGAGGCCCAGCCUCUCUGCUUCGAAAACGUUGUCCUGCCGGGAAAUCUCGCCGCUAUUCUGUAUCCAGGAGGGCAGGAGGUGCAGGCGGCGUUUCUGGAUCGGAUUGAUCGGUGGUUGGCGAAAGGGGAUGUGGGAGGGAAGGUGGGAGGGGAGGCGGGAGAGGAGGGAGGGAGAGGGGUAGGGAAGGGAGAGCAGGCGAAGGGAGUGCAGGGGGAGGAGGGAAAGGGAGAAGUGCAGGUGGGGAGGUUCGGGAAGGGGGGAUGGAGUGCGUGGGAGCGGGGGAGGUUGGGUAGAGAAGCGCACCUAGGACUGGAGCAAGCCGGCCAAUUAGGGAAUGAGAAGAUCCGUUUGCUGUAUCUCCAGCGAACUGCCACAGCCAAUCAGGGGCGGCGAGCCUUGGACCACACGUCCCAUGUGGCGCUGGUGAAUCUCUUUUCCCGCCUGAAUUUCGACGUGCAGGCGGCAGAUCUCGGGCGGCUGGGCUUUAAGGAGCAGUAUGCGGCAGUGCGGAGUGCCGAUGUCAUUGUGGCCGUGCAUGGGGCGGCCCUGGCUCCCACCUGUGCGUUCCUGAGGGGUGCGCAGUGGUGUUAG